CGGGCCGCGCAGCGAUGGCUUCAUGGUGGGAGUUGAGGUUCUGGGAAGCUGCAGAGGCCUGAAAAGAGGUUACAACAGUGACUAAAUGUCUAUAUCUCAGCACAGGAAACAUCUGCUUAGUGAGUGAUUUACCCAUUUAGGACCUGGCUAGAUCCUGUGGAUAAUCCUGUGAAUUGCAGCCCAUAGCUCCCUGGCUCUGACUCCUAUUGCUGCUUUCAAUAUGCUGCGACGAAAACCAACACGUCUAGAGCUCAAGCUUGAUGACAUUGAAGAGUUUGAGAGCAUUCGGAAGGACCUGGAGACCCGUAAGAAACAGAAGGAAGAUGUAGAAGGUGUAGGGACCAGUGAUGGAGAAGGAGGGGGGGCUGCUGGGCUCAGCAGUGACCCCAAGAGCCGGGAACAAAUGAUAAAUGAUCGAAUUGGUUAUAAACCCCAACCGAAGCCCAACAACCGCACAUCUCAGUUUGGAAACUUUGAGUUUUAGAGAUGGAUUCUCUUGCAUACCAGACCCCUGGAAUGGAAUAAAAUGAUGGCGAAAAUAUAGAACAGAUUUAGAGAAUUAAGUGUGUAAAACCAAGCAGAAUGUUUUCUGUCUCCUGCAGGGAGAAAUAAUGUCUGUGUGAAAUUACUGCUGUUCAACUUUUUUGAUAAGCUAGAAGCCAAAUUCUGGCUGUUUCUGGAAAAUUGGACUGUGGAAAGCUUACCUGAUUUUUGUUUUUAAAAUUAAAUAUAUUUUUGGAAAAAACGUGAGACAUCCUUAAAAGUAGUAGCAAUGAAGUCCCCCGCUCUGAGAGGUAAUCGCCAUCAGAGGUGAUGUCCUUGUCUUUACAAAAGGACCCCAAACCCGGACACUUGGAGUUGAUGCCCUGGACUUUCACUUCACUUGUUUAUUCAGUAUUUGGUGACUGCCAACCGUCCUGCAAGCAACAGAGAUCCCAGCUGAGUGUGCUCAUGGCUGUAACCCGCACUUGGAGGCCGAGGUAGUCUCAUGAGUUGGAGGCUAGUCUGGGCUACAGAAUAAAGUCUUGUCUCAAAAUGUAAAAAAACAAAAACAAAAACAAAACAAAAACCAAACCAAACCAAGACAAAGACCCCUACCCUCAUGGAGAUUGGAUUCUAAUGAACAAAUUGUCCGAGUCAAAUCCACUUACAAAGGCUUUAUACAGUGAGGGAAACACGAGCAUUCCUAACAGUACGAGAGGUACUGUAAUCCUUCUCCCUGGGACUCGUCUAAGAAUUCUUGCAUCAGGAACCCAUCUGAAUUCUGGAUAUUUUUGCACCAUGCCCCAUUUUACUAUAAAAUUCAGGGGCAGAACCACCAGCUGUGGAAGCCAGAACACCUGGAAUCAAGUUCAAAGAGACUCCUUAGCUGGGAUUUACCCAGGCUUCUGGAUAGUUCGUGAGUGAUGUAUACGGGAAGGUAGAGAUAAAGGGGAAUGUGUAGUUUC
Messenger RNA from Peromyscus eremicus (cactus mouse), 1448 nucleotides. RefSeq names its product anaphase-promoting complex subunit CDC26. The coding region runs from base 221 to 484 and encodes 87 amino acids. The transcript is spliced from 2 exons. Gene Ontology annotation, cellular component: anaphase-promoting complex. The record is from RefSeq and is a predicted model, not a curated record. Gene Ontology annotation, biological process: anaphase-promoting complex-dependent catabolic process; protein K11-linked ubiquitination; regulation of mitotic cell cycle. Lineage: Eukaryota; Metazoa; Chordata; Mammalia; Rodentia; Cricetidae.